AUGUCUAGUCAGGGACACGUCAACACGACCGACUACGAUGGUACACCACUUUUGUUAUUGUUUCUUCUUGACAAACGGGAAGAUGUGGACGAAAUACGGGCAGACCUGGACAAUCAGGAUGUAAACGGUAGAAAUCCGCUCUCUGAGUCCCAGCCAUGCAAUGUCUUGGUGAUGAUCAUAUCGCCUAAUGAAAGAGUCCACAUGACGGUUAAACCAGCCUCGUCUGCUUUGUGGGCAUCCGAGCCGCCUUUCGUGAGAGGAAUCGUACAUGUGUACUCAGCAAACGACAUUACGGCCAAUGGAUUCGAGUCGUAUCUCAUUCAAUCAACCUCCAAGACUAAGUACGGAUCAGCCACGAUGAAGACGGCUGUCGACAAUGCCAUGGCCAAACCGUACACGCAGAAGAGCCACGGUAGCAGCAGCAGGAGCCAUGGUAGCAGCAGCGAGAAUCAAGGCACCGGCAAACCCGAACAGCAACCGUCAGGGUACUUCGACAAUGGAGUGCCAUAUUACUACUCUGAGUCUCAGCAGAAGUACUACUAUAUUGGCUCGGACGGGAAAAGACAGCCUUGCUAG
Verticillium dahliae VdLs.17 is the source of this 576-nucleotide messenger RNA. RefSeq lists its product as uncharacterized. NCBI's taxonomy places the organism in Eukaryota, Fungi, Ascomycota, Sordariomycetes, Glomerellales, Plectosphaerellaceae. The record is from RefSeq and is a predicted model, not a curated record. The transcript has 3 exons. Bases 1 to 576 code for a protein of 191 amino acids.